UCCCUUUCAACUGGUUCUUAUUAUUAAAUUGUAUAUUCCUGUUUUGUUUUGUUAAUGUUUUUACUUUAAACCCUUUCACUUUUAAAUUGUGAUUAACAAUGAAUUUCAACAUCCCUCCCCCUUUAUUUGUGUUUAUUUACAAAUAAUUGAGUAUUGAAUGACUAUCAACCAUAGAUUAAAUUGUUUACUCUUUCCUAUCAACACUGUCAAACAUCACCAAUAUAUCAUCAUCGUCACCACCACUCAUCAUUUGUUUUUGUUUCACUUAUAACAAAAUAUCUUUCACCAUAUUUAUAAAAUUGUUCCUAUUUUUUCUCCAAAAAUCAAUGAAUGAUGUUCUACAAUUAGCUGACCUUCACUAUUCAACAUUUAUUGGUUUUUUAGUCUCUUAAUUUCUAAUUCCUUUUCACAUUGUUCAUAUUAACCAUCACCUCUGGAUUAUCGUUCUAGCAAUUCAUCAUCAUGUCUUUCCUUCGUGAUUUUGUUGGAAGUUUUCGUAAAAAAGAUGUAUCUGAUUAUCCAUUCAAUGUGGUAGUUGAAGUGAAAAAUGAUGAUUACAAGAUACAUCAUGUUUACCAAAGGGAAGAUUGCCUCGUUCUUUACGGUUCACCUGAUAGUUCACGAUUUGAGAUUGUCUUACAAAAAGCAAUGCCUUCUAAAGGAAUUGAAGUUGAUUACAGCCUUUGUCGAUUCCAAAAUCAGGGUGAAGCUGACAAAGUAUUCCAUGCCAUGGUUAAAAAUCAAUUACCCAACCUUUGUAAUAACUUCCCGGAUCUGGUUAAUGCGUAUAGUCUUCAAGAAUUGGUCAAUUAUGUUCGAUCCAAUCCAGAGCAAACAUUAGCCCAUAUUUGUGCAUAUUUUGGUUACCUAGACUGUCUAAAAGGAAUUAUCGCUAGUCAGCCAUCAUUAAAAGAUGCUGUUGAUCCCAUCACCCAAUAUACACCGCUACAUCUGGCUGUAAAAGGUUGUCGCCUUCCUGUGAUUCAAUAUUUAGUUUCCUGUGGAGCUGAUUUAUCAAAGACUGACGCUCGAGGAUGGAAUAUUUUUCACUUUGCAGCAACAACAACUCGAGAAAUUAUUUCAGCACUUUGUAACCCUUCUGAAAGUUCUCCAUCAGCACCACUAAAUAGCUCAUCAGUAACAUCAACUAUAGCAUCUUCUUUAAGCACUUCUCUUUCUUCUGGGUCUAAUGCAACACUCCAAAGUCAAGGAUCUUUAUCAUCAUCAUCUGAAGAUUCAACCUCCAGUCAAAGCGAUCAUCGAAUGCUGAUUAUAAAGUUGAUUAAUGCACGAAGCAAUGAUACAAAUAGUCCACUUUAUUUAGCUUGUGCUGCUGACAAACCUGAAUGUAUCAAGGAGCUGUUGAAAAAUGGGGCUGAUGUAAACGGUGCUUCUCUAGAAACUAUUGAUGUCGAAAAAUCCAGUGAACAUAGUUUGUGUAAUGUUAUUGAACAACUUGACCCUAAAGUUAUGAAAAUGGGUGGAACAGCCCUUCAUUGGGCCAAAAGUCCGCAGUGUAUGGAAGCUCUGAUUGAAAUGGGAUGCAAUAUCAAUGCUAAAAAUUUCCAAGGAGAAACAGUUUUUCAUUGUACAGUUGCUAAAAAAAAUCUUGCAUGUAUUGUCACUCUCUUGUCUCAUGGAGCUGACGUUAAUGCUACCGGACCUAAUGGUGAAACGCCUUUACAUAUAGCUGUUCGAACUGGUGAUGUGACUAUUGUCCAAGCCUUAGUUGUUUUUGGUGCCGAUUUAAAUACGUGUAAUAAUAGUGGGGAAACUCCUCGGCAUAUAAUUGCAACCAACAAACGAAUAUCUAACCAAGAAUUGAUUCUUUACAUUUUGGAUACUGUUGGUGCAAAAAGAUGUAGGAAAGCUCAUAACUUGUCCUGUACCGAUGGAUGUGCAAUCAAUGCUACUUUCAAUGGAAUACCUCCUGAAACAUCGCCAUUAUCACGAAUUGUUUCAAUCCAUGAUGUUCACUAUCGAGAUGUACUUGAAGAGGCUGUUAAAAGAAAGAAGAAAAAAGAAAUGCAAAUUAAUUUUGAUGAUCCUCCUGAAAAUGAGAUUAAACUGUUGUGUCUGGAUGGUGGAGGGAUUAAAGGUUUAAUCUUGGUCCAAAUGCUGGCAAUUCUUGAAGAUAUGACUAAAAGGCGGACUUAUGAUACUUUUAAUUGGAUUGCUGGUACAUCAACGGGAGGUCUUUUAGCAAUAUCUUUAGCUUUGGGUAAUACAGCAGCUCAAUGUCGUCAACUUUAUUUUCGUCUGAAGGAUAAAGUGUUCCUUGGACCCCGACCUUAUGAUUCUGAACCUUUAGAAAAGUUUGUCCAAAAAGAGUUUGGUGUUGAUACAAAAAUCAGCGACAUCGCUAAUCCCCGUUUAAUGAUUACAGCCACAAAGUCAGAUACAUUUCCAGCCGAAUUAUUUCUAUUUCGUAAUUAUCCGUCAGCCAAUGAAAUAAUCAUGUCCACCGAACCCGAUUCUUCUAGACCUCCUACUCCAGCUGGAUCUGAUACUCUUCUUUGGAUGGCUGCACGAUCAUCAGGAGCGGCUCCUACAUACUUCAGACCAUGUGGACCUUAUCUUGAUGGUGGAUUAAUCUCGAACAAUCCAACCUUAGAUGCCUUAACUGAAAUUUCUCAGAUAAAUGCCUCAUAUGCUCAUAUUGGUCAUCCAGAAAGAACACUCAAACCUACCGUAGUUGUAUCAUGUGGAACUGGUGCAAUCCCCACUAAAUCUAUUUCUAUUCUCGAUGUUCACCGUCCUGCUACUUUGGUCGGAGUGGCUAAAAUGGCCUUCAUGGCUCCAGCACUAGGCGAACUUCUUGUUGAUCAGGCAACUCAAUCUAAUGGUCAAGUUGUGGAAAGAGCCAAAGCUUGGUGUCAUGGAAUUCAUUUGCCAUUUUUUAGAUUAAAUCCGCCCAUUUCCGAAAAUAUUAAUUUAGAUGAAACUAAUAACGUUAAACUCAUCAACAUGUUAUGGGAAACAACUGUUUAUAUGUACAACCGUAAAGACGAGUUACAAGAGUUGAUUUACCUGCUUAGUUGAGCCAAAUUUGUUUGACAAAACAAAAUCGUCUACUGUUGUUAUUUAUUGUGACAAUUUUAUCAUUAAUAGCAUCAUCAUCAUCUAGGGAGUAAAGGUGAAUGAAUUUUUGGAAAAUAUUCACAAAUCUCGUUUUCCUGAACUUUACUUUUUUACUAAUUAUUACCAAUUCUGCAUUAACCUUUGCAAAUUAAGCCUUCAAAUCUGUUUUUUAAUCUUGAACGUCAAAUUUUCACCAAAAACCAACAAAACUCAUCAACGAUUUUUACCUGUCUUUUUGUAUUCUCAAAGAAGCUACCUUUUGGAUUCAUCAGGUUGUGUUUUCAAUCUAACAAGAGUUAGAGUAGACUUAUCCAGUUCAUAUUGCAUCUGAUUGAUCACUUUUUGGCUAAGUUUUUCGUUUAUUAUUUACUCAAUCCAUUUUUCUUGGUGAAAUUUGAAAUCUUUCUCAUAUUCACCUAAGGAACUUCAUUUUCAAUUUUGUUUUCUUUCUCUAUUUUCCUUGUGCAAUCAAUCAAAUCUAAUCAUUUUUCGACUGUCAUUUAAACAUCUCACCAACAAAACUUGUUUCUUGUCAUUAAACCAAUGAACUUAUUGUAAUUCAACUAAUCAAUUGGCCAAUAUCUGAACAGAAGAUAAAAUCCAUCAAAACUUGAAGCUCAA
Molecule: messenger RNA, 3702 nt
Organism: Tetranychus urticae (two-spotted spider mite)
Lineage: Eukaryota; Metazoa; Arthropoda; Arachnida; Trombidiformes; Tetranychidae
Gene: iPLA2-VIA
Product: calcium-independent phospholipase A2 VIA
Biological process (GO): lipid metabolic process; positive regulation of ceramide biosynthetic process
Cellular component (GO): mitochondrion
Molecular function (GO): protein binding; long-chain fatty acyl-CoA hydrolase activity
Source: RefSeq, a predicted model, not a curated record